ACGCUCAGCGGGGCUGAAGGAGAGAACUCAGCCCUCCUGCCCCAGAAGCAGCGAAGUGCCCGAGAGGAGUGAGGGGGCACCAGGAAGGCAGCAGAGGCGGAGGCAGCUGGGAGAGGCUGGGCAGACGGGCAGAUAAGGCUCUGGGCUCUCUCCCCUUGGGGGCCACAGCCAGAGAAACAGCGCAGCCAGUUGCAUAAUCCUUCUGUUUGCCCAGAGCUACAUUUUGUCCUGAAACUCUCCGCCCUGGGAGGCAAUUGAAGAAGAUCCCAGCAAGGACCGGGCAGGGAAGGGAAUCAGCUGGCAAGUGAGGGCUGCGCUGGAUCCCUGGCCUCCGUCGCCACACACAAGGAUGGAGGCCCACAAUGCGUCCGCCCCGCUCAACUUUACCCUGCCGCCCAACUUCGGCAAGCGCCCCACCGACCUGGCGCUGAGUGUCAUCCUUGUGCUCAUGCUGUUCAUCGUUAUGUUCUCGCUGGGCUGCACCAUGGAAUUCAGUAAGAUCAAGGCUCACUUCUGGAAGCCUAAGGGACUGGCCAUCGCCCUGGUGGCACAGUAUGGCAUCAUGCCCCUCACCGCCUUUGCACUGGGCAAGGUCUUCCAGCUGAACAACGUGGAGGCGUUGGCCAUCCUGGUCUGCGGCUGCUCACCUGGGGGCAACCUGUCCAACAUCUUCAGUCUGGCCAUGAAGGGGGACAUGAACCUCAGAACGGGGAGGAAUCUGAAGACACCGAGUCCACUUUACACAGGAGGAAGCCGGAGUCCAGAGACUUGCCAGAGGUUUCCCGGAAUUUGUGGGAAAGCCGUAUCUGGAGCCAGCCCCAGGCUCCCUCCACCCUUGCUCUGCCUCACAGCUGGAGUGAGUCUGGGGCAGCUGCCAGCACGAGCAGGCGGGCACAUCCCGGGAGCAUGGGCCGCCAGCUGGACAUCAAGCAGCAGGCACGGCAGCUCCAUCCUCGAGGAUGCCAGCAGCCAAGCUCCAAAAGAUGCAGGUAACCCAGGGGCCAGAGAAAAUGCCCUCAACGCUGAAGCGAGCUUGGCUCAUCCGCGCCAGAGGAGAGAGUACCAGAGGGAACUGGGCCCCUUGGACUGCCUUGCUGCCCCUCAAGUUUUUCGACUCCCCCCAACCUGGCCCAUGGCAGAGACCAGAGCCAAUGGCUGUGGGGACUACAGACUUGGACACAACCCAAGAUUCCCGUAGGUCUCUCCACCAUGGCACAGGAAGCCUAACCAGGACAGGACAGAAGCCAGAAGUUUCCCCCUUCACCACAGACCCUCAUGAGUCUCCUCACAACCCCUCAGCUUCUGCCUCCAGGGCCUCUGCUGACAGGGACUCAAAACCCGCCCCUCAACCAGGGCAUGCAAAGGUCCCAAAGCAAUGUGUAUGCAGCGCUCUGAAAACUUAAGCAGGAAGCAUGACUAGAAAACCAAAUGUGCUCCUUUGCCCUGGCCCCCGUGUUCCCCGAGAGGCAGCCAGUCCACGAUGUUACUAUGGCACAGGUUCCAAUCUCAGGGCUAGAGUUUGAACGAGCCCCCUCCCAACCCUAUUCCCCAGGAUACACUGAGAAUCACGACAGUCACAGACACAAGCACCUUAGGAGAUGGGCAUCCCAAGUGCCCAGCACUUGCACACGUGGAGAAGGAGCCUGGAGGUCUGGGAGUGGGGUUCCCACACACCCACGUGCACAAGGCACACCAAGUCCCAGAGCAAAUUCCAAAACCCGUGACAUGCCGAGCCAAAGUAAGCAAGACUCCUCCGCCCAAGGACAUCAAAACAAGCGCGCAAGUUAUGUGUGGCUUUUCUCCUAAGAAGAAAUCAAUAGCCAGCACUGAAGCCCCCGUGCCCCUCCCCAAUCCCACCCCGCCCCCUUCCCACCCCAAAGGGAGCACCUGCCGGACUUUGCGUUCAGCGCUUCCACCGGCCUUUGACACUAUUACCACUGAUGUACAUAUCCAUAAACAAGAUACACUGUUGCAUUUGAAUGUUUUUAAGUUUUAUAUGAACAAUAUCAUACUGAUGCUAUCACUUGACAACUUGCUUUUCUGAGAUGUAGGCAUAUAAAUAAAAUAGCUACUUCGUGCAUUUAAAGUGCACUACGGUUCCUUGUAUUCAUCCACUCUCCCGUUGUCGGACACUUGUGUGGAUUUCAUCUUUUGCUGCCGGGAAUGGUUUUGCGCAUAUCCCUCUGCGCUCACGCGUGAGAGCGUGUGUAAGAAAAGCAGACUGCUGGGUUGUGAGUUCACACAUCAAGAAAGUCUCCGAAGUCAUUGUUCCACUCCAC
Molecule: messenger RNA, 2279 nt
Organism: Equus quagga
Lineage: Eukaryota; Metazoa; Chordata; Mammalia; Perissodactyla; Equidae
Gene: SLC10A1
Product: solute carrier family 10 member 1
Exons: 2
Coding region: 350-1198 (282 amino acids)
Biological process (GO): bile acid and bile salt transport
Cellular component (GO): membrane
Molecular function (GO): bile acid:sodium symporter activity
Source: RefSeq, a predicted model, not a curated record